AUGAGGAGCAGCUUAGUGAGAGAGGUGAGGCUGAACAACGGCACGAGAAUGCCGGUCAUCGGCCUCGGCACUUACUCCUACCAAAACGACUCCUACACCACCCAACAGGCCAUCCAUCUCGCCCUUCAGAUGGGUUACCGCCAUUUCGACACGGCCAAGAUAUACGGAUCCGAGCCUGCCGUCGGGGCCGCACUCGCCGACGCGUUCCACCAGGGGAAAGUCGCGAGGGACGACGUCUUCGUCACUUCCAAGCUCUGGGGCAGCGACCACCACGACCCUGUCUCCGCCCUCCGCCGCACUCUCAAGAAUUUGAGGAUGGAGUAUCUGGACCUGUACUUGGUCCACUGGCCAGUGAAGCUCAAACCUUGGGCCUGCAACCCAAUGCCCGAAGAGAGCGAGUUCGAGGACUUGGACCUGGAGUCCACUUGGGCCGGAAUGGAGCAGUGCGUCGAAUUGGGCCUCUGCCGCAGCAUCGGCGUCAGCAACUUCUCCACCGCCAAAAUCGAAGCCUUGCUCGAUUUUGCCUCCAUCCCUCCUGCUGUUAACCAGGUGGAAAUGCACCCGAUGUGGAGGCAAAGCAGGCUGAGGGAAGUGUGCGGGGAGCACAAGAUCCACGUGAGCGCCUACUCACCGCUGGGCGGGCCUGGAAACGCAUGGGGAUCCACGGCGGUAGUGGAAAGCCCAAUAGUCCAGUCCAUAGCCCACAAACACGGCGCCACACCGGCCCAAGUCGCCCUUCAGUGGGGGCUCGCGAAGGGAGUCAGUGUGGUGGUGAAGAGCUUCAACCAGAGGAGGAUUAGAGAGAACUUGGAGGCGAUCAACCUGGAACUCGACGACGGAGAUAUCGACGACAUCGACGGGCUGCAAGAGUGGAAGAUCAUGAGAGGAGAGUUCCUUGUCAAUGACACAACCAGCCCCUACAAGUCGCUCGAAGAGCUGUGGGAUUACGAGAUUUGA
Molecule: messenger RNA, 957 nt
Organism: Linum tenue
Lineage: Eukaryota; Viridiplantae; Streptophyta; Magnoliopsida; Malpighiales; Linaceae
Source: the annotation of a GenBank genome assembly